AUGGUCCUCUGCCUGGAUGAAUCCAAUUCCUCCGCUUCGCAUACAACCUCCGCUGUCUACGCCGGUAGCUACGUCGAUAGCUAUGCCGAUAGCCAUCCCGACCUGAGCCGUGCGAGUAUCUCAAAUCCUUUGAGUGGGCUUGCGGAUUGCCCUGGUUUGUUGCAGUCCAGGAUGACGAGAGCCGACCGUCUAAUGGGCAGGGAGUGGUAG
Molecule: messenger RNA, 210 nt
Organism: Penicillium waksmanii
Lineage: Eukaryota; Fungi; Ascomycota; Eurotiomycetes; Eurotiales; Aspergillaceae
Exons: 1
Coding region: 1-210 (69 amino acids)
Source: RefSeq, a predicted model, not a curated record